AUUCAAAUAUCUCUUGACCGUUAGAAACGAGGGCUGAAAACCCCUCUCUCUCUAUCUCUCCCUCAAACCAGAAAGAAAUCUUGAAUUUUCUAAGAAAAUGGGGAAGCUUAAAUGUAAAUCCGACUAUGAAGAUCAAAGAAACGCACGCAUCUUAGAGAACCAGGCUCGAUUGGAAUCGCUUGGAAUACACAAAACACUCUCUGAUCUUCGAUCCUUAACUUCUUCUUCUCCAAAAUGCGAGAGAAAGAAAUGGACUAAAAGAGUUUACGAGACCGCAAUCUUGCGACGAUCUGAUCGAUUGAAGAGGAUCAGCUCCGUCGAAUCAUCAAUACAGUACAGUAACAAUCUUUCUUUACGUCGGUCUAAUCGUUUGAAAGAAAUUUCCACCGAACCCGUCAAAGCAGUUGUGAGGAGAAAAGUGGAGGUUGGUGAUGAGAGUGAAGAGGAAGAAGAUGAGAAAAGGCCUGCAAAUGCUCCGUUAGUGAAGGUAAAGGGUGCGAUGCAGAUUCAACUUUCGCCGGAGGCUUCUGCUAGGCGAUGUAGUAGUAAGGGUAGAGGCACGAUCUAUAACUCGGUUUUUGGGAUUUGCUGCCAUUUUUGCAGGCAAAAGACAUUGUGUAGCGAAGAAGAUUGCAAGCGCUGCAGUAACCUUGAUCCUGAUGAACCAUGCAUAGGAAAAACAGACUGUUCAUUUUGUCAUUCUCCAACUGGUGUUUUCUGUCGAGGUUGUCUCAAGGUCAGGUAUGGAGAAGACAUAGAGGAGGUGAGAGAAAAUAAGAAGUGGAUGUGCCCUCAUUGCGUAGAAGAAAGAGGAUCUAAUCCUUAUUGGAUUUGUAACAGUUCGUUGUGCUUACGCAAGCGAGAGAUGGCUCCAACUGGGCUAGCAAUUUUCAAAGCUCGAGAGAUGGGUUACAAAUCAGUUGCACAUCUGCUGAUGGAUGAGCUUCAACGAAGAAACAAGCUUGGAAGAUGAGGAUGAACUCCAUGAUGAAUUAAGCUGCAGAUCAAAAGGAUGGAAUUCCUCUGCUGGUGCUAAAUGAAUCAACAAGACAAAUCAGAGGCAAUUGAUAGGGCUUGAUCAUAUAACUCUUGUAUUUUGAUGCACCCUGUCUACGGAGAAAUUUACAUGUCGGCUCCUCA
Messenger RNA from Populus euphratica (Euphrates poplar), 1140 nucleotides. RefSeq names its product cell division cycle-associated protein 7-like. Bases 98 to 973 code for a protein of 291 amino acids. The record is from RefSeq and is a predicted model, not a curated record. Gene Ontology annotation, cellular component: nucleus. Gene Ontology annotation, biological process: regulation of DNA-templated transcription. The transcript has 8 exons. Lineage: Eukaryota; Viridiplantae; Streptophyta; Magnoliopsida; Malpighiales; Salicaceae.